Messenger RNA from Doryrhamphus excisus (bluestripe pipefish), 1555 nucleotides. It is a transcript of the gene septin10, whose product is annotated as septin 10. Gene Ontology annotation, molecular function: GTP binding. Lineage: Eukaryota; Metazoa; Chordata; Actinopteri; Syngnathiformes; Syngnathidae. The record is from RefSeq and is a predicted model, not a curated record.
CCCCUUCUUCGCGUGGUUUAGUCCGUCGACUGUGAGGCGCUCUCAGUCCGGAUUCUUUGGGAGAAAAAAUACACUUUCUAUAACUGUUGCUGUAUCUUAUCUUAGAUCUACGGGGAAUUGUACAUUUAAUCGAAAACCAUGUCUUCUUCCGAUGUUGCUCGGCAACCGGAUAAGGGAGUCCGGCCUCUCUCCCUGGCAGGCCACGUGGGCUUUGACAGCCUCCCAGACCAGCUAGUCAACAAAUCUACCAGUCAGGGCUUCUGCUUCAACAUCCUAUGCAUUGGUGAGACGGGGAUUGGCAAGUCCACCCUGAUGGACACCCUGUUUAACACAAACUUCGAAAACUUUGAAUCGUCGCACUUUGAGCCUCAAGUGAAGCUGCGGGCUCAAACCUAUGACCUGCAGGAAAGCAAUGUGAGACUGCGCCUCACCGUGGUCAACACAGUGGGGUUCGGAGACCAAAUGAACAAACAGGAAAGCUACCAGCCGGUGGUGGACUACAUCGACAAGCAGUUUGAGAGUUACCUGCAGGAGGAACUCAAAAUCAAGCGCUCCCUUUUCAACUACCAUGACUCGCGAGUCCACGCCUGUCUGUAUUUCAUCUCCCCCUCGGGCCACUCGCUCAAAUCCCUGGACCUGGUCACCAUGAAGAAACUAGACAGCAAGGUGAACAUCAUCCCCGUCAUCGCCAAAGCAGACACCAUCAGCAAGAGCGAGCUGCACAAGUUCAAGAUCAAAAUCAUGAGCGAGCUGGUGAGCAACGGCGUGCAGAUCUAUCAGUUCCCUCUGGACGACGAGACCGUAGCCAAGGUCAACACAGCCAUGAACGGCCAUCUGCCUUUUGCUGUUGUGGGCAGCACAGAAGAGGUUUGCGUAGGCAACAAGAUGGUGAAGGCUCGCCAGUACCCCUGGGGGGUGGUCCAAGUGGAGAACGAGAGCCACUGUGACUUUGUCAAGCUGAGGGAGAUGCUGAUCUGUGUCAACAUGGAGGACCUGAGAGAGCAGACACACACCCGCCACUACGAGCUCUACCGACGCUGCAAGCUGGAGGAGAUGGGCUUCAAAGACACGGACCCCGAGUGCAAACCUGUCAGUCUGCAGCAGACCUACGAAGCCAAGCGGCACGAGUUCCUAGUGGAGCUGCAGAGGAGAGAGGACGAGAUGCGGCAGAUGUUUGUGCAGCGGGUCAAGGAGAAAGAGGCGGAGCUGAAGGAGGCCGAGCGAGAGCUGCAGAGUCGCUUUGAGCAGCUGAAGCGCCUUCACGCCGAGGAGAAGUCGGCUCUGGAGGAGAAGAGGCGACUCCUGGAGGAGGACCAGAGCUCUUUCGGCAAGAGACGUGCGGCUGCUCAACUGUUGCAGGCCCAAAGCCUCACCGCCAACGGCAAGAAGGAUAAAGACCGCAAGAAUUCCGGCUUCAUGUGAUGGAUUUGGGAGUCUCCAGUCUGACCCACGACAUCAUUCCCAGAUCUUUGUGGCCAGUCGGUAAACACUAACCAGCACCCCACCCUGACCCCACCAACCCUCCUCCGUCCCUCCCUCCCUCUCUCCACCAUAA